CUCGUCAGUAUUCCAGCGUAUUCAACAUGGACAACAGCAGAGUCGAAAUAUGCGUGCACGAGGGAAAGUUAAUUGGUAUUGUAGAAAAAGGUGUUUACGGUGACUACUACACCGCCUUUCGAGGAAUACCAUAUGCAAAACCGCCAAUUGGAGAACUUAGAUUCAAAGAUCCGGUACCAGUGGAACCAUGGUCCGAUGGUAGAGACGCCUCGAAGCACGGAAAUAUCGCUGUUCAAUUGAAUGAGUUCACACGCAAAAUUGAGGGCGAUGAAGAUUGUCUCUAUUUAAAUGUGUACGCAACAAAAAUUGAAUCCUCGAAAAAACGUACCGUUAUGGUAUGGAUACACGGCGGUGCCUUUUAUAUGGGUUCCGGUGAUGCAUUCUUUUAUGGCCCCGAUUACAUCGUGCAAAAAGACGUAGUUUUGGUUACCUUGAAUUAUAGACUAGGAGUUCUAGGUUUCCUAAACCUUAACAACAAAGUGGCAACGGGUAAUCAAGGUCUGAAGGAUAUAAUCAUGGCGUUACAAUGGGUCCAGAAAAAUAUAUCAAAAUUCGGUGGAGACCCAGAAAAUGUCACUAUCUUCGGUGAAAGUGCUGGUGGAGCCCUCGUACAUUGUCUCACUCUGUCUCCAUUAGCUAAAGACAUAAGCAAAAAGGAUCUGGAAACAAUCAAUUCCGAUUUCAAGAAAGCUAUAUUGCCCAGAUGUUUAGCUACAUUAUCAAAAAUAUCAAUCACAAUCGAAGAAUUGAAAUCUUUAUAUUUUGGUGAUAAAGCAGUAUCAGAAGAAACUGUAAUGAAUUACGUUGAUUUUAUCAGCGACGAAUUCUUCUGUCGUGGCAUAAUGGAAGUGGUGGAUAUUCAGACAAAAUUGAAUAAUAAUGAUAACAAAACAACGUAUCUGUAUCAAUUUUCAUACGAGAGUGAAAAUAAUCCCUUUAGAAAAAUAUUUAAAGUUCAGACUCCAGGUGUGACUCAUACCGAGGAAUUGGCGUACUUAUUUUAUCCUUAUAUGAUGAAAGAUUUGGGCUUGUCACCAUCUGCAGUUGAUUCGGAAGACUAUAAGAUGAUAAAUUGUUUAACGCAAAUGUGGACAGAUUUUGCUAAAACAGGGGAUCCAACGCCUGCUACAAAUUUGUGGUUGUCAGUGACCGAUUCACAAAGCGGAAAAUACAAUUAUCUGAAUAUCGAUACAAACUCGCAAAUAAAGGUCUUCCGUAAAGGAGAAGAAAGAUGGGAUUGGGAAAAGAAGAAAAAUAAGUUACGGCGCUAAAAUUUUAUCUACAUUAAAAUUAGGUUUCUCCGGAUACCUUUUGCGUUUAUAAAUAUUCUCUCGUUAUUUUUCAAAAAUAUUUUAUAUAACGGAAA
Molecule: messenger RNA, 1366 nt
Organism: Temnothorax curvispinosus
Lineage: Eukaryota; Metazoa; Arthropoda; Insecta; Hymenoptera; Formicidae
Product: esterase B1-like
Exons: 6
Coding region: 27-1271 (414 amino acids)
Molecular function (GO): hydrolase activity
Source: RefSeq, a predicted model, not a curated record